Messenger RNA from Hydra vulgaris (swiftwater hydra), 3236 nucleotides. Its product is annotated as fibropellin-1. NCBI's taxonomy places the organism in Eukaryota, Metazoa, Cnidaria, Hydrozoa, Anthoathecata, Hydridae. Gene Ontology annotation, molecular function: Notch binding; calcium ion binding. The record is from RefSeq and is a predicted model, not a curated record.
AAAAAAGUUAAAAGGUUUAUUUAUACAUUCAAUUUAAAACAUAUAAACUUAUUUUUUCAAAAGAAAAAUUUCUAUAUAAGGACACACGACGUUGUUGUCAAUUAAGAAAAAAAUAGCAUCCGAUAAACACACCAACUUAUUAUUAAUUCAAUGGAUGCCUUCAAAAUAAGCAUCAAAAUAACGUUCUGAAAUAUGGUAAUGAAUAUUUAAACGAAUAUCAAAUUUCUUUUCACUCUUCGCAAUUGAAAAAUGACUUCAAGUUAUAAAAAGCAGCUUCUUUAUAUAUGCUAUCAUUACUUGACAAAUAAUGUAAAUAAAAAAAAAGUGUGAUUCAUUUAAACUAUGAAUUUAUAUGAGAUAAUGUUGCUGUAACCGCUAUCUACAAAAAGAUUUUAAUGAAAAAUUACAGGUGUAUUUUUUAAUGAUACCAAGUUUAGCAAAAUUUCACAAAAAGUUCUUUAAUCAGUAAUGCCCUUACCAUAUAUAUUUUUUAUUGUUUCUAUCUAUAAUGAGGUUUAUGGUAGUAUAGAAGAUUUGCCUCUAAUAUACCGUGGAGCAUGUAUAAGCAAUCCUUGUUUAAAUAAUGGUUUGUGCACCAUAACUCCAAAUGGUUUUCUUUGUACAUGUGUUGGUGGCUACAUAGGUGUCCAAUGUGAGAAACGUGCAGACGAGUGUCCUGAUGAUAACAGAGUUUCCUGUGAGCAUGGUGAUUGUCGUCUUGAUUUAAGUGCUCAACCAAGAUGCAUGUGCAAUGAUGGUUAUCAAGGUUUAAACUGUGAUGAAAAAAUUGACAGUUGCAUCUCAAACCCAUGUUUUAACAAUGGGACAUGUAUAAGUAAAACAAUUGGCUAUGAGUGCCAAUGUCUUUCAGAUACUUAUGGAGUUCAGUGUCAAAUUAAAAAAGAAAAUAUUUUAAAAUGUGUUUCAUCUUGUGAUGGUUUUGCUAAUGAUGGCAGAUGCUGGCAUGAAACCGCAAAAGAUGUUAUUGUGGGCUGGGGAUAUGGUGAUUAUAUAUGCAAUACUAAAAAAACCUGUUUUAAUCUCUCAUCUAGUACAUCUGAUAAGCAUGAUUAUAUUGAAGUUCAACUGAAACCUAUUCACAUGCAGAAUUCAGAUGAAUUAGUAUUUGUUACAGAUAUUGAUUCUGAGCUCUAUGGAUAUAAUUUUAUCCCUCAUAUACUACCAUUAGAGACUGAUUCAGAACUAGCUUUUAAAAGUUGUAAUAUUACAAAUGCUCAGCCAAUAACAAAUAUUCAAAAUGUUAACUCUAAAUUAAAUGUAAAUGCAAGUCUUCUUGUAAUUGGAACACAGUAUUUUAUUGCAGAUUUUAAUGAAAUUCAUAGAUGUGUUUUAGGCCUACGGCUAAAUGUCACGGUUAAAGAUAAAGAUUGUCACGAUCCUUCAAAUUUAACAGGAUUAAUGUGCAAUGGCAGAGGAAAAUGUUAUAGUGAUUUUAAUAUGAGGUCAUUUGAGUGCUUGUGCUGUGAGGGAUUUGUUGGAAAAUAUUGUCAGUAUGAAGAUCUAUGUUUCACAAAUCCGUGCAAACAUGGAGUGUGCAAGCUGGAAGAAGAUGAAGAUGGUAUUGUGACUCACCAGUGCGAAUGUGAUGAGGGUUUUGAUGGUGCCACUUGCAAUCAACGAACAAAUGCGUGUGAAAGUAAUCCAUGUUUGAAUAAUGGAUGGUGCAUUGAACAAGGAAGUCGUUAUAAAUGUCAAUGUUUAAAUGGAUAUUCAGGAGUGCAUUGUGAAAAAAAGUUUGAUUACUGUUUAUCAAGACCAUGUUUGAAUGGUGGUAGUUGUAAAAAUGGGCUUAAAGACUUUCACUGUGACUGUUUACCAGGAUACAAAGGUACAAUUUGCGAAAUUAAUAUUGAUGAAUGCGCAGCUUCACCAUGUCUAAAAGGUACUUGCCUUGAUACAAUAAAUAACUUCACUUGUGCAUGCAUAGCUGGCUAUGUUGGUAGACUUUGUGAUGUAGUUCUAAAUGAAUGCAGUUCUAGUUUUUGUGAAAAUGGUGUUUGUGUUAAACAAAAUGAAGAAUAUUCUUGUAGCUGUGGAAUUGGUUACACUGGUAUGCAUUGUGAGCUUAAAGUUGAUUUGUGUACAUUUUCAAACUUUUGCAUUAAGAAUAAUGCUGAUUCUUGCGAAGAUCAUGGUUCAAAUGUUUCUUGUGUUUGUAAAAGCGGUUGGUCUGGUAGUAACUGUGGAAUAAAUUUUGAUGAUUGUUUAAACAAUAAGUGUACGAAUGGUGCAAGAUGUGUUGAUAAACUCAAUGGUUAUGAUUGCCAUUGUCCCUAUGGAUUCACUGGAAUGUUUUGCGAAAUUGGUCCACCCAAACAAAAUACAGACAUUAUUAUUGAAUUUACUACUGACUCAUGUCAAAUGUUACUGAAUGAUCUCAAUCAUGUAACAGUCAAUACAUUUAAUAUACUUGGAAAUUUAUGUAAAUGCAAUACUGAUAAUGAUUUAUUGUUACAAGAAAGUAAAGUCCUAUGCAAAGAUGAGACUUCUGGAAUAUUUAAAGCUACCUUAAAAAUUAAUAAUUUACAAUGGGAAAAAAACAUCAUUUGUUCAUUGCAAAAAAGUUUGCAGAAAAAGGAAAAACAUUUAAUAUAUAACAACACAUAUAUACAUUCAGUUUUGAACUCCAAUGAGAAAUGUAUUGACUUGUAUGUAGAAGCGAAUAUGGCAAGGAAAGUUGGUUCAGCAGAUAAUUCAAAUAAUACUAUUGGUGUGGUGGUAGGAAUAUUGGUUGGUUUAUCAAUAUUUAUUUUUUCAUUGUUUAUUUGGUGUGUUAAAUUGAGGAACAAUCGAAUGAAAGUUGGCACUUUGCACAAGUUUCAAAAGGAAGAUAUUACUUUUGACAACCCUGCGUACGCCGGAGAAACCUAUAAUGAAAACGAAACCAUUUGUGAGUGCUGCGAAUCAACUGAUUUCCAAGAAACAAAAUGGGCUCACAAAUACGACAGUUCGCGUAAGUUAUUUUUAAGAGAAAGAUCUGUUCCCGCUGGUCGCUUGUUUGAUCUGCAUACAAAAGAUGAAAAUUAAUCAAUUAAAGUCUAAUUCUUCAGAAUAAAGAGAUCAAAGCGCUGUGGGACAGAAAAUGGGAUUAUCGCUUUCCUGUAAAUAGACUUUAGUUUUAUAAGUUAGGCAAUUUAAAAUUUUUGAAUCAUGUUACAUAAGUUACAAUAGUCAUUUUUUUUGCAGUUUUGAGUAAAUAAAAUUAAUUGAUGAAA